AUUGUAGGUGCGGCCCAGUCCUCAGUCAGCAUAGUGCGGGGCGCGCGGGGAAUCAUCCCCCUGCCCGAUGGUUUCUUCCGCUCUGUAUAUAUAGAGGCACCCGCUGCUGUCAGCUGACACAUUAUCAUUAUGCCGAUGUGCGGGGGUCUCGGGAGCGUCAAACCGGCCACAGAGGAAGUCCAGGGGAUCUGCGAGCAGGUGAAGACCGAGGUGGAGGAGAAACAUGGGAAGAAGUACCCAACUUUCCAGGCCACAGAAUACAAGACACAGCUGGUGGCGGGAAUGAACUUCUUUGUUAAGGUCCAUGUGGGAGAUGAGGAAUACCUACACCUGCGCGUGUAUAAAACCCUUCCCCAUGAUGGCGAGAAGCUGAGCCUUACUGCCGUCCAGGCUGGGAAGACCAAGGCUGAUGAAAUCGUCCACUUCCAAUAGGCCGCUCCGCUCUGACGCCCCCUCUGGUCAUUACUGGACUCUUCUCACUAAGCUUAGAUUUUAUUUUGUACUAGAGUUUUGUAAAUGCAAUAAUAUAACCAUUUCAUCCGCUGGGGCCACUGCUGGGAUGGGGCCCUGAAACCUGCAUCUUAAUAAUUAUUUUUUAUUAAAUGGUAAUGAUGUCAUGAAUAUAAAAGUAUAUAGUUCUCUUCUG
Molecule: messenger RNA, 646 nt
Organism: Hyla sarda
Lineage: Eukaryota; Metazoa; Chordata; Amphibia; Anura; Hylidae
Product: cystatin-B-like
Exons: 3
Coding region: 130-432 (100 amino acids)
Cellular component (GO): cytosol
Molecular function (GO): cysteine-type endopeptidase inhibitor activity
Source: RefSeq, a predicted model, not a curated record